GUGACAUGUUGCCUCUUUUCCUUGUUUCCCUUCUCAUAUCAUUAGCUAUUACCAUAAAUGGAAAAAGUUGUAUUGACACUGAAAGGCAAGCUCUUCUCAGCAUCAAAUCAGGCAUUCAACUGAGCAACAACCAAAGCUGGCUCUAUGCUUGGACUGGCCAUGAUUGCUGCAACUGGCCAGGAGUUGCCUGCAACAAUGUAACCAGCCAUGUCAUCAAGCUUGAUCUCCGACAGUACCCUAAUGACUUCUUUUAUUAUUAUGACAUGCCACCAAGUAAGUUGGACUCUUCUCUCUCUCAACUUCACCACUUAAAACACUUAGACUUGAGCAGCAACAACUUCAAUAACUCUCCCAUUCCAGACUUCAUUGGCUCUCUUUCCAACCUUGAAUACCUUAACCUCUCCAGUGCUGGAUUUAGUGGUGUCAUUCCACAUGAGGCUCUUGGAAACCUAUCAAAUUUGCAUGUCCUUGACAUUAACUAUUACAUCUCAGAAGACUCAUUUCUGUCCACUGAUAACCUUCACUGGCUGUCUGGAAUGACCAGAUUGCAGCACCUUGACUUGACUAAUGUGGACCUCUCAAUGGUCUCUGAUUGGCUUCAUCAUAUCAAUAUGCUUCCUUCUGUACUUGUCUUGAAACUGUCAAAUGCUUAUCUCCAAGCUGGUGGUAUGCAUGAUGCUACUCUGCUUCAUCAUCUCAACUUCACAUCUCUUCGUGUGCUUGAUCUCUCUGACAAUAGCCUUAACACCACUCUGCCUGAUUGGUUGUUCCAACUCAGAGGUUUGAUCCAUCUUGAUCUUUCUUAUUGUGAUCUUUAUGGCAAUUUACCGGUUUCCAUCGGAAACCUCAGUAAGUUGAGAACCUUGCUCUUGGAUACUAACCAUUUUGGAGUGAUCCCAGAGUCCUUGGGGAAUCUUACUGAGUUAGUAUCCUUUGGUUUGUCUGCUAAUAUGAUCACAAAGCUGCCAGAUAGCAUAGGGAGGCUGCACAAGUUGGAGAAGUUUGUAUUGUCUGGAAACCAAUUGAAAGGAAGGAUUUCUCAAGGUAUUUGGGAACUGACAAACCUGCAGCUCUUGGAUUUAUCAUUAAAUAUGCUUGAAGGAGAGAUACCUGAAGCCUUUGGAAAUCUCAAACUUUUGCAGUACUUUGACGCUGAUGGUAACAAACUCAGCGGCAAAUUGCCUGAAACUAUAGGGAAUCUUGUUCACCUGCAGUUUCUAGAUUUGUCAAAAAAUGCAAUAAGUGGAAAGUUACCAGAGAGCCUCGGAAAUCUUGGCCAGUUGCAGACGAUGAAAAUGCCGAGUAAUGGCAUAACCGGGCCAUUACCAGAAUCCACAGGAAAGCUCUCUAGCUUAAGGGAGCUCGAUUUAUCGCAGAACAACAUUACCGGAACAUUGCCAAAAGGCAUGGGAAACUUGUGCAAGUUACAGUCCUUAAAUUUGGAUAACAAUUCUAUCAGUGGGGACAUUAAUGAUCUCGUUGAUGGAUUGUCUAAAUGCAGGGAGAACAAGCAGAAUGGUUCUGAAUCAGGAAGCAAGGAUGGUCUAAGCACACUAAGUUUUGGAAACAACAAGUUGAAUGGCACAAUUUCGACGAGCAUAGAGUUGGCCCUGCUUUUCCGACUUGGCUAAGAACUCAGACACAUUUGGGUGAACUUCGCUUACCAAAAUUCUGGAAUUUCAGGCAGUAUCCCUGCAUGGUUUUGGAAUCUAACUUCAAUGAGA
This is a messenger RNA of Dioscorea cayenensis subsp. rotundata (Guinea yam), 1724 nucleotides long. RefSeq names its product LRR receptor-like serine/threonine-protein kinase. NCBI's taxonomy places the organism in Eukaryota, Viridiplantae, Streptophyta, Magnoliopsida, Dioscoreales, Dioscoreaceae. The record is from RefSeq and is a predicted model, not a curated record. The coding region runs from base 6 to 1631 and encodes 541 amino acids. The transcript is spliced from 2 exons. Gene Ontology annotation, molecular function: receptor serine/threonine kinase binding.